This is a messenger RNA of Cuscuta epithymum, 2652 nucleotides long. The record is from the annotation of a GenBank genome assembly. Lineage: Eukaryota; Viridiplantae; Streptophyta; Magnoliopsida; Solanales; Convolvulaceae.
GUAUGGACUGUGUGCGAUCAUGGAAGAGGGAAGGAAGGCUGAAAGUCCGCCAUUUCAUCCAACAUCAUCCAUCUCUAACGUUCCACUCCAACCACACAACUUGAAGUUCACUGAAAUUGCACUUCAGAGAAUGUCACGAUUCGAUAACGCAAUCCGGCUCAAGCUUUAUCUGCCGUCUGAGAAGCACGUAUCGCCAAAUCUAGACGGCCCAACUCCAAAUCUCUUAUGCGGAGGUUUGUUUCUCGACCUUGCUGUACCGGCACCGCCUUCGAUUUUGAAGUCGUUGUCUGUAAAAUGUCGCCGGAGAACGGGGUUUCGCAGAGGAACCGGCAACGGGGAAUCAUUUCUAUCAGUGAGCUUAUCGGCAGGGGAUAGAAAAAGAGAUGUGGUUGAUGGGAGUCCUGGGGAAUGUUUGAGACCCAACGGUGAUAAGGUCGGCAGUGCAGUAGAAACCGGAAGUGGAGCUGCCUUGGAUCAGAAGCGAAUGAUGGAGUCUCGGAGACUUGGAGCUGUCAACACUACUAAACAUUUGUGGGCGGGAGCUGUUGCAGCUAUGAUAUCACGAUUCGGACUAAAUUGGUGGCACCAGACGGUGAAGCAAUGGGAGGUGUAAUUGGAGCUUUUCAUCAUGUGAUUCAAACAGAAGGGUUCUUUUCACUGUACAAGGGUCUACUACCCUCCAUUCUAAGCAUGGCCCCUUCAGCAGCAGUCUUUUAUGGUGUAUAUGAUAUAUUAAAAUCUAGUUAUCUGCGAUCGCCAGAAGGAAGGAAAAGAAUGCAGAGUUUGAUGCAAAGGGAUCAAGAAAGGAGUGCUUUUGAGCGACUAGAAAUAGGACCAAAGAGAACAUUACUGCAUGGUGCCAUUGCUGGUGCUUGUGCAGAAGUUGCUUCAUAUCCUUUUGAGGUUGUGAGAAAACAGCUUCAGUUGCAGGGGAGAGCACCCAAACUGGGUGCAUUGGCAAUCACUUCCAAGAUAGUUGAAAAGGGAGGCAUUCCUGCUCUUUAUGCUGGAUUGUUCCCCAGCUUACUACAGGAUAUAUUACAAAAAUGCAUUCUAAGUGUUGGUGAUGCUACGUGUUACAAGGAAGAAUUUACAAACCAAAAUCACAGCCGGAGCGAGAGUCUCUCUCUCAAGACUUCGGUACUCCUAGGGCUCGGCCGCUAGGGUUAGUAUCUCCGAUCUCGGAUCUUGGCCGAGGAUCGGUAAUCGCAUAGCAGAGAAGAAGAUUCGGGCGAAGAGGAAGUACAGGCGAUUCGAAGGGGCUGAGAGCGAGAACGUUGGUUCGGACGAAGAGAACACUGCAUGGAGGAUAUAGUUGCUUCGUACAGGAAGAUGUCGAUGAAGGAGCAGGACAAUGAACUUAAUUUUGACGAGGAGCCAGAGGCGGGCGGCGAGGAGGAGACGGAACCAACGAAUUUUCCGGUGGUUGGGGUUGUCAUCACCGACCGUAAGGCCAAGCUACCCGGGUUUCAAGAGUUGAUGACUUCUAUCUGGAAACCAGGGAAAGCUAUGUCUAUCAAAGAGAUCGAUGAAAGAAGGUAUCUGCUAAACUUUAAUCAUGUUUUGGAUAUGAACCGUGUGAUAGAGGAUGAUCCUUGGCUUUUUGAACGAGAUUUAAUAUUGUUAAAAGCUGUUCAACCAGAUGAUAUACCUGAAUCAAUGAACUUGUUUGAGGCUAGUUUUUGGGUACAGGUUCAUAAUGCCCCUAUAAAGUAUAGGAAUUUGAGAUCUGCCAGGAAAAUUGGUAAAUUUUAGGCUCAUUUAUUAAAUUUGAGAUGAGCCAUUUUGAUGGAAAGCAGAGUUCUUAUCUGCGAAUAAGGGUGUGUUUGGAUGUUCGCCAGCCUUUGAAAAAAGGUACCAAUUUGACACAGGAUGGGGUGAAACAUUGGGUAGAUUUUAAAUACGAAAAACUACCCAGUUUUUGCUUUAUUUGUGGUAUUAUCGAACAUUCUGACAAGUUCUGUCCAUUGAAGUAUGAAGAGGACUUUGUAGCUGAAAAAAUAUAUGGGGUGAGGCUUAGAGCAGGAGGAAGGGUGAAGACUAGCCCGACAGGAUUUAAUAAAUGGUUAUCUGAUGGAGCCUCUAGCUCAGAUGGAUAUGGAGGUCAACGGAAGUCUGAUCUCGGGGGAGAGUAUACGGCCGAGUCCAAGAUUAGCAAGCCAUCACCGCAUGAGAGUGAAGAUAGGGAAGAGACCCCUGGGGACCCAAAGCGCAGAAGGAUAUGGGAUGGUCAGACUGAAGAGGGUGCCAAUGGCGAAGGAAUGACUCUGGAUGGGCCAAAAAAUGGGGAGGGGGCGGGUCAGGUCUCCUAGACUCGUCGUGUCUUCGUUGGGUGGUGGCGGGGAAGAAAACUUGUAAUGGUGUUUUUAUUAUUGUCUGCUUUGGUUACUUUAAUUUAGGUUGCUUUAUUAUGUUUUUCUUUUGUGCUUUCAUUCCUUGUAAGACUCUUUCAUUAAGGUUGGGGGAAGGAAAGUCUGCGGUAACCGUCAUUGGCUUUAAGUUGCCCAAUUUUGGUCUAGCGAGUUAUACUACUUUUCUACAAGUGGUUAGCUCUCAGUCUCGGCCACGGGCGGAUGUUUAUUUGUGGUUCUUUUCUAGUUUUGUACCAUUGCUGAAUGCUAUUUUUAUGAAUUAAGCCUUCUUCGAGAAAAA